CAGAAAGAAAAUUACGGAGAUCAGGAGCAAGGGAGCAGCAAAGAAUCCAAAACCGACGGGCGGCGUAACAAAUCAAUCCAAAGUGAGAGAUCCAUCAUCUCGAAGUUUCAAUUGCAGUACUAGACAGUCAAAUCAGAACAGAAAGCUACGAUCGAUCUUUUGACGGAAACAAUGAGCGAAGCUGGUCCAAAGCUCUACACCAACAAGCCAAAGAAAGCUCAGCUGAAGCAAGUCCAGGGACAGAAGAAAGUGACAAACUUGUCUCCACCAGCAGCAACCCCUGCAGCAUCUUCAUCGACCCCGGCAUCAGCUGCUGCAGCGUCGUACAAGAUGGGCGGCGGUUCUCAGCCGCCGACGACCCCUCCUCCACCACCUCCGCCAUCCUCUCAGCCUCCAAGGGAGUCCUUUUCUAAGCGUUACAAGUUCAUGUGGCCCCUUCUUUUGGCUGUCAAUUUCUCUGUUGGAGCUUACCUGUUCAUGAGAACAAAGAAGAAAGACACAGAUGAAGUUGAAGAUACUGCAACCACCUUACCCUCAACUGUCGUGGCAGCACCUGUGGUGAUCCCUCGGGAACCCAUUCCUGAGAAUCAGCAACGUGAACUGUUCAAAUGGAUGCUGGAAGAGAAAAGGAAGAUCAAACCGAAAGAUUCGGAAGGGAAGAAGCGCCUCGAGGAAGAAAAGGCUGUUCUUAAACACUUCAUUCGAGUGAAAUCGAUCCCUAGCAUCUAGUUCACGAGGGUCCACCUCUCUUCCAGCUCAAAGAUUCUCUGUUUGUGAGUUCGUUCAUGAAUGCCGUUUUGCUUUUUGUGGAUGACUUUUUCUUAACUUGACCACUUCCUCCCAAAUGAUGGUUCCUUCUGGAUGAAACCUCUUUAAUGUGAUUAUGAUAGGAAGUGACAUUAGAGAUAGGUAUUAGGUACAUGAUUGUGAUUAUUAUAAUUAUGCUCUUUGGUUUUUUGGUUGCAAGUACAAAAGGAUUUAUGAUCAGAACAUAGAUAUGCACUGUUUCUAUGUUCUGAUAACGAUCCCACAAACUUGUUUUUGGAUUGGGGGACCUACUGCCAUCAUAUGAUUGGAACAGAACAAACAAGAAUUGAUCAACAAAAUCUGUUUAUCUUUCUCUCUA
Messenger RNA from Linum tenue, 1126 nucleotides. The record is from the annotation of a GenBank genome assembly. NCBI's taxonomy places the organism in Eukaryota, Viridiplantae, Streptophyta, Magnoliopsida, Malpighiales, Linaceae.